AUGGCUAGUGAAGAUGACAAUUUCGAUAUUGACAUCUACGGGGAUGGCAGCGGUUCCAACGAGCCUGCUGAAUUCAAGCACGAGGAUUCCGACCUGGUGCUUGACGCCCCGGAGAACCUCCCUCAGGCUAACCCCCAGCCAAACCGGGCCCAGAACAAUGCCCAGGCCGGCAACCCCUCAGCAGCCCCAGCAUUCUCUCUCCCCGCACCUCCUCAGGGAACCAAGCGCAAGGACUAUGACGGUCGCUCGACCGACCCCGCGGCUACGAACGCUCUGCUGAUCUCGGAUAUGAACUGGUGGACCACCGACGAUGAUGUCCGGGGCUGGGUGAACCGCGCUGGCGCCGAGCAGGAGCUGAAGGAUGUGACUUUCAGCGAGCAUAAAGUCAAUGGCAAGAGCAAAGGACAAGCCUUCGUCGAGUUCAGCAACCCGCAGGCAGCCACUGCAACCAAGCACAGCAUUGACAGCGACCCUGCUCUCAAGCUCCCCGUCCAAUACACCAGCCCUCACUCGAACCCAUUCCGCACCCUACCUAAAGAUGCCCCAAUGCGCAACGAUCGCGGUCGUGGGGGUGGCUUUAAUUCCGGAGGAGGCGGUAAUUUCCACAACAACAUGGGUAAUAACUUCCGUGGUCGCGGCAAUUACAACAAUCGCGGUACGGGUGGCAUGGGCAACAACUUCAACAACCGUGGCGGUGGUUUCGGAAACCCCAUGAACAACUUCGGCACCAACAUGAUGGGUCCUGGCAAUUUCCCGACUGGCCCUAUGGGCAUGCAAGGAUAUGGCUACAACAACCGCGGUGGCAGCAUGAUGGGCAACGCCAUGCGCGGCGGAGCAGGUGCGAUGCGUGGUGGCCGCGGAGGAAACAUGGGCGGCCCCGGUAUGAUGGGGAUGGGUGGGAUGAACCCGAUGGGUGGGAUGCCGAUGAAUCCUAUGGGAGGCAUGAACCCCAUGAUGGGCAGCAUGGCUGGGAACAUGGGAAUGCAGGGCGGCCAGGGCUUCCAGGGUCCCAACCCCGGAUUCAAUCCGGGCAAUGCCUAUUUUAACCACAAUACCCACAACAACAAUCCCAUGAACUCCAACAACAACCCAAACAAUCAGAACAACCCGAGCAACCCGAGCAACACCAACAAUAACAGCCAGGGUGGCAACAGCAACCAGGGCGGCGCCUCCGAAGGCUCCUGGAACCCUCAUGGCAACAAGCGAAGCCGCCAGGACUAG
Messenger RNA from Penicillium antarcticum, 1221 nucleotides. RefSeq lists its product as uncharacterized. The transcript has 4 exons. Bases 1 to 1221 code for a protein of 406 amino acids. The record is from RefSeq and is a predicted model, not a curated record. NCBI's taxonomy places the organism in Eukaryota, Fungi, Ascomycota, Eurotiomycetes, Eurotiales, Aspergillaceae. Gene Ontology annotation, cellular component: mRNA cleavage and polyadenylation specificity factor complex. Gene Ontology annotation, biological process: mRNA alternative polyadenylation. Gene Ontology annotation, molecular function: mRNA binding.